Lactuca sativa (garden lettuce) is the source of this 1031-nucleotide messenger RNA. The record is from RefSeq and is a predicted model, not a curated record. Lineage: Eukaryota; Viridiplantae; Streptophyta; Magnoliopsida; Asterales; Asteraceae.
AAAUGUGUAUUCAAUUUCAAAACUUCUUUUCCAUCCACUUUUCUUAACUCUCUUUCUUUCUCUCUCUCUAUUACUUUCUCCCUCCCUCUCUCUCUCUAUCUCUCUCUCUCUCCUUGGGUGGUGCUCAAGUUUUAGCCAUUGGGUGUAUGCAAUUGGUUAAUGGAUAUUGAUCUCUUGUGGUCUUUUGGGGGGUGGUUUCUUAUUAUAUUACCUGAAACAAUCAACUGCAUGGCUAAAUUGAGAUCCUCUUCACAAAUCUCUCUAUUCUCAAACCCUAGUUCUGGUUCUUCACUUUUGUGUAUUGCACUUUUGAUCUUCAUUUUCUUUAUCAUUUUCCUUCAAUCCCCUACUUCCAUGGCAGCUGCAUCAUUUCCAUCUGAAGCAACCACUUCUUCCUAUGAUGAAUCCUCAAGAACAUCAACAACCACCAUGGAUUUUCGUCCGAAAAGAAGCCAUCGUCAAUCACAUUCAAAGCCAACAAGGUCAUUCGAAGCUGGUGCUCAUGAAGUUCCUAGUGGGCCAAACCCAAUUUCAAACAGGUAAGAAUCAGAUCGAAGGUUUGUUGAACCGUUGAUCAAAUGGAUUGGUAUACCCAAUAAAAAAAAAAUCAAGAAAUGGUGGUGGCGGCAGCGGUGCUGGUAAAGAUACAAUCAAAAAGCUAGGUUUUUCGUAUGGUUUUAUGAAUGGUAUAUGAUCAAUUGUAGCUCUUUCUUUUGGUUUCACUUUCGUGUUGUUUUACCCUCAUCGUCAUCGUCAUCUUCAAAAUUCAUCUUCAAUCUUUAUCAACUACCGAGACUAUAUGUUUUAUUUGAGAAAAAAUGUAUAGCAAGAGAUACUUUUUUAUAUUUUCUAUAUAUCUAUGUAUAUGUACUCCUUUUCCCGAUAUAUCUAUAUAUCAAGAAGAUGAUGAAGACGAUGAUUCUAGCUAGUUCUUAGUUAUUUUCUUCUUUCUAGUUAAGUUUUUUCUUUUGGAGAGGUGGGGCCAAUUAUAUACUUAUAUUUUUUAAUUUAAGCGAUUGGUUUGUGUUUAA